Hemibagrus wyckioides is the source of this 2054-nucleotide messenger RNA. Its product is annotated as fibroleukin. The coding region runs from base 381 to 1598 and encodes 405 amino acids. The transcript is spliced from 6 exons. The record is from RefSeq and is a predicted model, not a curated record. NCBI's taxonomy places the organism in Eukaryota, Metazoa, Chordata, Actinopteri, Siluriformes, Bagridae.
UACAAACAGAGAGAGAGAGAGAAGGGAAGGAGAGAAACAGAGGGAGGGAUAGAGGGCUGGAAGAGGAGAUCAAAUAAGAAGAGAAAGACAGCAGAAGUUUCAGAAAGAUGAGAGAGUGGAAGUGAGAGUGUUGGCAUUUUAAAGACUCAAAGGCAUAAAGAAGACACAACAUUAUCUGAUGCAGACCUAACUGCUACAGAUUUGAAGAGGAAAAUAUCCAAACACUUUUUUUUAUUUAUUUUAUUUUAUUUUUUGGAAGCGCUGGAGUCCUAGGUGGAGGAAUAAAGGAGACAACAGUUUGUGCGGAAGAUUGUUGAGAGGUGGCAGGAAUCAUCUGACAGUUGAGUGCAGUCACUUAUUGGUACACCUCACGCUUUCCCAUGAGUAUCCUUAGCAGUGUGUGCUUUCUGCGCUGGCUUUUGCUGUGUGUGUGUGUGAUGUGUCUGUGUGUAAUGUGCCAGAGGGACAGUUUGGUGGCUGGGCCACCUAACAGAAGGUGUGAGGGGGGUUGCAGUGCAACAGCAUCUCCCCCAAAAACACACCACACACAGAGGAAGGACACACUGCACAGAAAAACACAGGAGCCUCUCCAAAGAAACACACAGUCAUCUUCCAUGUCAGAACGUCUGGUGCUGCUACAGCGGUGUAUGAGACAACAUGGACCAGCCUCAGGAAAUCGAAGAGAUGGAUCCGAUUCCCUGGCAGCCAUUUUGGCUCUAAUGACGGCCGUGCUUACCGAGUGUGAUCUGCACUGCCACAGUCAGAGACUUAGAGACAUGGCUGGCAGGCUAGAGAGAGCAGCAGUGGGGAAAAAUGGAGAAAAAGACUUGCUGCUCUUGAUGAAGAGCAUCACACAGUCUGGCCCACAAGCAACACAAAGUGCAUUAACAGUGUCUCCUUCCACAGGACUUUAUCCACCGAAUUGCUAUGAGAUCUUUAAGUUUGGAAUAAAAGAGAAUGGAAUUUACACCAUCCAACCUGACCCUCAAAAGCCAGCACUGGAGGCUGUGUGUGAUAUGGAGUCUGUGGGAGGCGGAUGGACAGUGUUUCAGCGUCGAUUUGAUGGGCAAGUGGACUUUAACCGGACCUGGCAGGAAUAUCGUGAUGGCUUUGGUUCUCCACAAAAGGAGCACUGGUUAGGGAACGCAGUUCUACAUGCUCUUACCUCCAAUGGGCAACACACACUCCGCAUCACUCUCCAAGACUGGCAUCAACAGACCAGACAUGCCAUCUACAACACCUUUAAAGUGGCAGGAGAGAACCAGAGGUUUCGUUUGACUGCACAGAAUUACCAAGGUGAUGCUGGUAACGCUCUCAGCUAUAGUAAGCACUACAACCAUGACGGCAGAGCUUUCAGCACGUAUGAUCACGAUCAUGAUCGCUAUGCAGCUGGUAACUGUGCUCAGUACUAUGGUGCAGGCUGGUGGUUUGAUUCCUGUUUGGCUGCCAAUCUGAAUGGACGUUACUACCGCGGCCGCUACACUGGCAUCACAGAUGGCAUCUACUGGGGCACCUGGUACAUUCUCACUGACUCUCGAACUGGGGAGAGAUACUCGUUUAAAAGUGUGGAGAUGAAAACACGGCCCAGACAGCCCUAAAAUAAGCAUUGUCUUCACAUGAUCAGAGAACAUACACACAAAUUAUGCAAUGCUACUUUUGGUUUUUAUACUACACUAAAACUAUAGUGCAUUUACCUUGUUGUAUUUAACAGUAGGGUCAGUCAUAUUUAAGUCAGGACACAUUAUGUAAUAUUUAGCAAAGUUAUCCUCAUAAUCUGGCGUCUCAGCUCUGUAUGACAUCCCAGAGUCUGUAAAUGGGAGAAGAACAUGAAUGGAUCCAAGCAAUUAGGUCAAGGAGGCUUUUAUAUUUGCCUGUAUGUUAUGUUACUUGGUAAUUCUGCAUGCUAUCAGUGUUCUAGUUUAAGUAGCUCAUGUGUGUUUUGGAGAUGAGGCUUUGGAGAGAACACUGAAGGGAGUGAGUAUUCUUGCUUGUAUUUUGAGUUUCCAGUCAAUACUUUAAGGUGCCUUCUGCUAAAAAUCACUGAAUGUAUAUGG